AGAGGGUUGCGAUCAACAGCAAUAAACUAAAAACAACCAUACCCAGCAUAACAACAGGAAAACUCUUGACAGGGUCUCGGCUGGUAGGCAGGAUGAGAUGUAACCAGACUCUACCUUAUCCUUAUGACGAGGAAGCUGAUUCCACGUAGACAAAGGGCAAUCGAAAGCUAGAAAAAGCCAAAGCAUUUGUCAUCUGACAAAGGGCGGCAAAAGAAGUCAUAGUUUUAAAAUUAAAGGCCAACAAUGGUGGUUAUAAAUACACAAGCCCUAACUAAAUAAAUGUGCAUUCGAUAAACGCCUUUGAAUUGUCUGUUGUUGUAAUAAUUGAGAGAGUGCAUGUCAGUCAUGCUGGGAAGUUACUGCCUCAUUCAGGCGGUCUCUUGACAUUGAGCGGCCCACCGACACCAACCUUAACUGCCUCGUGUCUCAAGUUAUCUCUGCAUCUUUGAGAUUUGAUGGAGCCUUGGAAUGUGGACAUGACUGAAUUCCAGACCAACUUGGUUCCAUACCCAAGAAUUCACUUCAUGCUUUCAUCCUACACACCUGUGAUCUCAGCGGAAAAGGCUUACUAUCUGCGUGUGACCCACAUCAUGGGAAGUACAUGUCUUGCUGCCUAUGGUGACGUGGUCUCUAAAGAUGUGAAUGCUGCGGUUGCAACAAUCAACUAGCGUUGAUAAUUACAGGGUAACACUUUGAUAUUGAAAUAGCUUUCAUUUUUCUAUGGCAUACCUAUCAUAUGUCUACUUACACUUAAAUCCCAGCCAGCUUUGGAUAUGUAUUCGGUGUUCUGCUUUUGAAGAAUUAAUCUAUAGUCAAACAUGCUAUGGAUCAUUUUUCACAAGCAAUUACUUUCUAAAUAUAUCUAGUUAAUAAUUACGCAAAGAGUGGUUCUGAAUCGAGUGGUUGUUACGUCUUACCACGUGCUGGUGAUUAUGGAGGGCAAGGAACAAAAAGAGGCAGGUACAUUGAUGAUGGAAAACACGACGACGAUGGCCAGUUAAAAAGAACUGGAACAUGGCAGCACGCAAGUGCCCAUAUAAUAACGACCGUGAUAGGGUCAGGAGUGUUGUCACUCUCAUGGUGUUUCGCUCAAAUGGGCUGGAUACCCGGAGUCAGCACCCUCCUCUUCUUUUGUGUCAUCAGUUUGUUCACUUCCAUCCUUUUAACGGAUUCCUACAGAUCACCUGAUCCUGUUUUUGGCACUAGAAACAGCACAUACAUGAAUGCCGUCAAAGCCACUCUUGGAAUGCAGCAAUACAAGCUUUGUGGCAUAGCUCAGAUGGGGGUUCUUGUCGGAAUCACCAUCGGCUACACCACUACCACUGCCAUCAGCAUGGCGGCAAUCUAUAAAUCAAUCUGUUUUCACCAGCACGGUCACCAUGCUGACUGCCAUGUCAGCAACAAUCCCUUGAUGAUAAUCUUUGCUAUCAUUGAGAUAAUCCUGAGCCAAGUACCCAACUUCCAUGAGCUGUCCCCACUCUCAGUCAUUGCUGCCAUCAUGUCGUUUAUGUACUCCACCACCGGCAUUGUUCUUUCUAUCGCUAAAAUUGCCGGGAACGGAGUUGGAAAGACGAGCUUGACCGGAAUACCGAUUGGGAACAACGGCCUCACAGCGAUGGAGAAAAUGUGGAGAGUUUUAUCCGCUAUAGGAGAUAUCGCUUUUGCUUUCUCCUUCAGCUUCGUCCUCAUCGAGAUUCAGGACACGUUGAAAUCAAGUCCACCGGAGAACAAAUCCAUGAAGAAGGCGGCGACAGUUGGAAUCUUUGUGUGCUCCAUGUUCUACAUGAUGUGUGGUGUUCUUGGGUAUGCAGCUUUUGGAAAUGAUGCCCCCGGGAACUUCUUAACAGGAUUCGGCUUUUUUGAUCCCUUCUGGCUCGUAGCGUUAGCUAAUCUAUGCGUGGUUAUUCAUCUUCUAGGUGCUUAUCAGAUUAUAGCCCAACCCAUAUUUGGGUUUAUGGAAGAAUGGGCCCGGAAAAGAUGGCCAGAGAAUAGAGUGAUAAGGAAACACUACACAAUGGGCAGUUUGGAGUUUAGUUUAUUCAGGUUGAUUGGCAGGACGACGUAUGUUGUGGUGAUGACAAUAAUCGCAAUGCUAUUUCCUUUCUUCAAUGAUUUUGUGGGUUUGAUUGGCGCAUGCACUUUUUGGCCACUCUCUGUUUACUUUCCGAUACAGAUGUACAUUGCACAAUUCAACAUUCCCAGGUUAUCAUGCGCUUGGAUCUGCUUGCAACUAAUCACUGUAGCCUGCUUCAUAGUAUCACUCGUUGCUGCCAUUGGAUCAACUCGAGGCCUUGUUAAAUCCGUUACAACCUUUAAGCCAUUUCAGUCUGUGUCUUAGAUAGCUCGUUUAUUUCAAUAAUGUACGUUGUAAUAAUUCACGAAUUAAAACAUGCGUGAUCAUGAAAUCGUUGGACCAUCAACAAUCAAGCUGUUGAUGUCAACGUAUGUAGUUUAAUACUACAUCAUAUUGAUA
Messenger RNA from Helianthus annuus (common sunflower), 2473 nucleotides. Its product is annotated as amino acid permease 6. The transcript is spliced from 8 exons. Gene Ontology annotation, cellular component: plasma membrane. The record is from RefSeq and is a predicted model, not a curated record. NCBI's taxonomy places the organism in Eukaryota, Viridiplantae, Streptophyta, Magnoliopsida, Asterales, Asteraceae. The coding region runs from base 1094 to 2338 and encodes 414 amino acids.